Messenger RNA from Suillus clintonianus, 1045 nucleotides. RefSeq names its product ribosomal protein L4. Gene Ontology annotation, biological process: translation. Lineage: Eukaryota; Fungi; Basidiomycota; Agaricomycetes; Boletales; Suillaceae. Gene Ontology annotation, cellular component: ribosome. The transcript is spliced from 3 exons. Gene Ontology annotation, molecular function: structural constituent of ribosome. The record is from RefSeq and is a predicted model, not a curated record. Bases 83 to 1000 code for a protein of 305 amino acids.
CUCUGGAGGUCGUUUGAGGUGUUGCGGUCAAUCUUCACAGCGGGUAGUACACAGCUCAACAGUCAGUACUAGUCAGUUCCCAAUGAUUUCUGCUCUGCGGAAAUCAGUGGCAGGGUCUUCACAAGCAAUAUGUCGCAGGCCAAUGGCAACAAUUGCGCCGGCCUUGGUUCAAUCAAAACCGACCACUUCUUUACAAGGCAAAUCCACAAUUCGCAAAGGUGAGUUUAUUGAUGCCAGAGAGAAACAUGCUCAUCGCAUAACAGCUGUUGAUCCAAUUAAACCGGUGUAUUUGACAAUGUCGAGUUUAACUAGCAAGUCGAAUGGCGCCAAGAAAGCUGUCGCUCUAGACCCAACGGUGUUCGAUCAUCCUGUCCGGCGAGAUAUUCUACAUCUUUGCGUCGUGCACUACUUGGAUUCACUUCGCCAAGGAACUGCCUCUACAAAGACGCGCGCUGAGGUUGCCGGUUCGCGUCGCAAAAUUCGUCCACAGAAGGGAACCGGCAGAGCUCGUCUGGGAGACCGGCAGAGUCCAAUGUUGAGGGGUGGAGGUGUUGCUUUUGGUCCCAAACCGCGAGAUUUCAGCACGAAGCUUAAUCGUAAAAUCAUCCAGAUGGGCAUGCGCGUGGCUUUGACGAUGAAGCUUCGGGAACAACGGCUGGGUGUUUUGCAACGGAUUAACUGGUGGUCGCACAAGACUGCCACCCUUAGCUCAAGGUUAGAGGGACUUGGAUGGAGAACCGGUACCUUGUUCGUCACCGGAGAAUCCGAAGUACCGGCAAGAAUGAGGUUAGCGUCGAGGAACCUUCGCGGGAUAGAGUGCAGAACUGUAGCAGACUUGGUGGUCUACGACAUUGUGAAGUGGAGAAGGGUUGUGCUUGACCUCGCCGCUGUCAACGCACUGGAGCGAGCUCUUGGAAAGGGUUUGUUGGAAAUUUCGGAUUCGGAAAGGGUAGUUUCUGAUGUAACGCACUCAUCUGCGGAAGUUGAGGCAUCCACCUAGACUCAUAAUAAAUUUUCUGUGGACUUGUCAAGUGGACAUUCAAGA